UCUUCUCAGCUUAUCCACACACAUCGCUCACAAAUACAGUAGCUUUUGGGAUGACAGGGUCUCAGGCUAUGCUUGGUCACCGGUGAGUUCUCAAUUUCUCUCUCCUCCAAAUUGUAUUAUGCCUCUGAUUUUGCUUCGUUACAAACAGUUUCUAAAACAUUAUAAGCAAAAUUCAAGUGGAUGACAUUUUCUGCAAACAGUUUCUAAAACAUUAUAAGCAAAAUUCAAGUGGAUGACAUUUUCUGUGUAUUAUUGAUUUUGAGUAUUGGUAUGCAAAUUUUUGUCAAUAACAAGAAAUGAAAGGAUUGUUCUACACAUACCCAUCUGCUCAUAGAUUCUCACAACCUCCAUUGUUGCUUUUCAAUCCAAAACCAACAUUACUUCACAAAUUUGAUCUCUCAAAGGUCUUCUAUAACAGGAGACUCCAAUUGGGUUUCCAUAGAAAGCACAAUUGCAUAAAUAUAAAUAGAGAUAGUUCUCUUGCCAUUAAAAUUAUAAAUGAUGAUGAUGGUGGUGGUGGUGAUGAUGAUGAGAAUAUAGAAGAAGAUGUUGAGAUGGAUUGGGAAUCAGAAUUCAUUGGGGAGCUAGACCCAUUAGGGUUUUUGCCUCCUAAGAAGAGAAAGCAGCCCAAGUCAAGGCUGCUCGUAGAUACUGAUAAAAUGGAUUGGUGUGUGAGGGCGAGGAAGGUUGCCCUCAAGUCCAUAGAAGCAAGGGGCUUGAGCAGUUCAGUGGAAGACUUGAUUGUGAAGAAGAAGAAGAAGCAUAAGAAGAAAAAAAUGGGAACCAAAAGGGUAAUUGGUAAUAAGAAAGAAAUAUCAGUUGAAGAUACUGAUUUUGAUUCCGUGGAUGAGGGGGAUUUUGAAUUAGGGAAUAUGAAUCCUAUUGAUGGUAGAGGUAAUAUCGGGAAGAUGGUGAGUAUGAUUGCAGAUGGGAUGUUUGAAGAAAGGAAGGAGAGAAAUAGGGAAGCCUUUGUUCAAAGGCUGUCACAGUUCUCAGGGCCGUCUGAUCGUGGGAAAGAAAUAAACUUGAAUAGGGCGAUUGUCGAAGCACAGACUGCAGAAGAAGUACUGGAGGUUGCUGCAGAGACAAUUAUGGCUGUUGGUAAGGGCCUCAGCCCUUCACCUCUCUCUCCUUUGAACAUUGCCACUGCACUCCAUCGGAUUGCUAAGAACAUGGAGAAAGUUUCGAUGAUGAGGACUCAUAGGUUGGCGUUUGCUCGGCAAAGAGAGAUGUCUAUGCUUGUGGGUAUUGCAAUGACUGUAUUACCUGAAUGCUCAGCUCAAGGUAUCUCAAAUAUUUCGUGGGCACUGUCCAAGAUUGGAGGUGAGCUUCUUUAUUUGCCAGAAAUGGAUAGGGUGGGGGAGGUGGCCUUGACCAAGGUCGGUGAGUUCAACUCUCAGAAUGUUGCUAAUAUAGCAGGUGCUUUUGCUUCGAUGCAGCAUUCUGCUCCUGAUCUCUUCUCUGAAUUAUCUACACGUGCUUCGAGUAUAAUUCACACAUUUCGAGAGCAAGAGCUUGCUCAGGUGUUGUGGGCUUUCGCAUCUUUGUACGAGCCUGCUGACUGUUUGCUAGAAUCUCUAGAUGAUACUUUUAAGGAUGCAAACCAACUUAAAUGCUGCUUAGAUGAAGAAACAACGGACUACAAAGAAGAAAGAGCUGCAGGGAGCAAUGCAGAUACUGACUUGGAUAGAGUUUUAGGUUCUCCUUCGCUCAAUUUCAAUAGGGAUCAGCUGGGAAAUAUAGCUUGGUCUUAUGCUGUUCUUGGGCAAAUGGACCGGAUUUUCUUUUCACAUGUGUGGGAAACUUUGAGCCAUUUUGAGGAGCAAAGGAUUUCAGAGCAGUAUAGGGAGGAUAUCAUGUUUGCUUCUCAGGUUAAUCUUGUGAACCAGUGCUUGAAGCUUGAAUACCCGCAUCUUCCCUUAUCUUUAAGGAGUGAUCUAGAGGAGAAAAUUGCUCGUGCAACAAAAACUAAGAGGUUUAAUCAGAAAAUGACUUCUUCAUUUCAGAAGGAAGUGGCCCGCCUUCUUGUUAGCACCGGUCUUGAUUGGAUCAGAGAAUAUGCUGUGGAUGGAUUCACUUUGGAUGCAGUCUUAGUUGACCAAAAAGUUGCUCUGGAGAUAGAUGGACCUACUCAUUUUUCAAGAAAUUCUGGAGUUCCUUUAGGACAUACGAUGCUUAAGCGCCGCUACAUUAGCGCUGCUGGUUGGAAGUUUGAAUCUGUGGCUCAUCAACAUUGGGAGGAACUUCAAGGUGAAUUUGAGCAGCAUGAAUACCUAAGAAAGAUUCUCAAAGAUCACUUGGGCUAAUGCAGCACCAACACUGUGAAAAGUAAAGAAGGUAGAAGGUUCAAGAGAUCUAAGUUAGCAAAACUAAGGCAGAAAGUGAGAUUUACAUAGUUCCGUGUAUUAUGGUAGUUGAGCCUAGUUGCCAUAUAUAACUACAUGUCCAUGUCCGGUUCUCUGUCAAUGCAUAGUUGUAAUUGAAUUUUCUGAAAUUUUAUGGUUCAGUAUGUAAAAAUGGUUGGAAAAGGUAGUGUCUCAGUCUGUUAUAUAUGAAUAUCCAGUUAUUGACACAAGUUUAUACAUCCAUUUUAUUUUGAUA
Cornus florida is the source of this 2601-nucleotide messenger RNA. Its product is annotated as RAP domain-containing protein, chloroplastic. The record is from RefSeq and is a predicted model, not a curated record. Gene Ontology annotation, biological process: chloroplast rRNA processing; mitochondrial RNA processing; regulation of mitochondrial mRNA stability. Gene Ontology annotation, cellular component: chloroplast; ribonucleoprotein granule; mitochondrial matrix. Lineage: Eukaryota; Viridiplantae; Streptophyta; Magnoliopsida; Cornales; Cornaceae. Bases 297 to 2306 code for a protein of 669 amino acids. Gene Ontology annotation, molecular function: RNA binding. The transcript has 3 exons.